AUGUUUAAAGUGAUUCAAAAAUUUUGCAGUGACACAAACCUUCACGGCUUUAUUUACAUCGGACAGCCUUCACGUCAUAGAAUUGAAAGAAUUUUCUGGACUUUUUCAACUUUUGUGUCUUUUACAAUCACUGGAAUUUUAAUUUACAAGUUUUUGGUCGAAAGUCAAGUGAAUCCAAUUGUCAUUUACACAGAUCAGAAUGCUAUUAGUGCACAGGAUAUAAAUUUUCCAUCUCUUUCAUUCUGUCCUGGAAUUAUACUCGAUUCUAUGGAAAAACCAUUCCAGUAUCUAGAAAUGAAGGAAAUGCUUGAAAAUGGAAGUAUGGAAUUGAGCAACUUAACAUUAGAUGAGCUUAAAAUGAUGCAAAUUGUAAGUCUGGUUGCCAAUGAUCGAUUCAUGUCUGGAAACUACCCAAAUUUAUCAAUCACGACUGAAGAUUUUAUGGAUAUAAUGAAUACUUUUGGGAGUUUUGUUGGUGACCCUAUACGUAACUAUAUGCAGACACCAUACUUUUUCUUCAGAGGAAACUGGUCAAAUAAGUAUCCAAUGAACCUUACUCGUACCUUAUGGCACACUGGAUUUUGUCAUACGUUCAACUUUCCGAACUCUUCUCAAAUGUUUCAUAUGGAAAGAAUUUCGCAGGACUUUAACUUUACCAAAGUCUCUACACAUGGCACUCAAUGGCAAACAAAACCAGAAUAUAAACUGAAGCUAAAUUAUCCUGUUAAGCCUGAGAAUUUAAAAAAGAGUUUGUACAUUGGAUAUACCGAAUCUACAUUUACAAUGUUGCCAAAAAAACAACAUUUUAUGUUGGAUGUCAUUCCAGAGAAAUCUUACUAUGGUCUACGAUUGUGGUUUCAUGACGCAUUUGAGUUGCUUUAUGAUGAUGCUAUAAAGCUUCAUACGCAAAAACGAUGCUACCAAAAAAUAUUAAUAACACCAAAGAUAUCAAGAAUUGAUGACUCAAUAAUGGAUUUUGACUUGGAACAGCGGCAAUGCUACUUGGAAAAUGAACGUGAAUUGAGAUUUUUCAAAGCCUAUAACAGAAUAAAUUGUGAGCAUGAAUGUUUGGCUGAUUUGACACUUCAAACUUGUGGUUGUGUUCAAUUUUAUAUGGUAAGAGAUCAGGCAACGAGAAUUUGUGGAACCGUCGAUGAAUACUGCUUUAGAAAUGUCGAGAAUGAGUAUAAAAAUAUUAAAUCAACCUGCAUGUGCUAUGAACCAUGCGAGACAGUGAAAUAUGAAGUCAAAAUGAUCUAUGAUUUUCGAAAGAAGGAUUGGUACGCACUGUCAAGGGUAGGAUAUCUAGAUAUAGAAUUAGAAAUCAUGUUCGGAAUGAUGGAAAUUUUUGCAGUCAAAAGACGAAAGACAUUGACAACUGUUGACAUUUUGUCACUGAUUGGUGGGUUUUUGGGACUUUUUGCUGGAUUCUCAUUUCUAUCUGCUGGAGAGAUCAUCCUUCAUUUUGUUAUAAAUCCUCUGAGUAUGAUCGCUAGCAGAAGAUCAAAAAAAGUCCACGCCAUUCAUAUCAAAGCUCAACCAACAGUUAAAAACCAGGUUUUGAGUCACCUUUUUGGAGUUAUCACGAAUUUCUUAGAAAGUUCUUCAAUCCACAGCUUCAGUCAUAUUGGAAACAAUGAAAAGAAGAAGUUGGAAAGAUUGGUAUGGUCACUUCUUUUCAUCAUUUCAAUGAUCAUGUCAUUCUUUAUGGUUCAAGAAGCAUUCAAUAAGCUUCAAACGAAUCAGAUUUAUAUGAGUUUGGAAGGUCAAGUAACAAAAGUCGAUGAUAUUCCAUUUCCUGCAUUUACUUUAAUUGCUGAUGUCAAUGACGACGAUUCGGAAUCAAAUUAUAGAGAAAUGAAGGAAAAUGAUAAAGUUGGAAAGCAUUUCCGAUGGAAGAGAAAUUCAGAUGAUUACCAGAUCUUGCUUGCCGAUCAGAUAAUGUACAUGUUGUGUCGUAAAGUAGGAGCUUCCUUUUACGGUAUUCAUCAUUCACUCGAUUUUAAUUCUACAUCCGACUUUGUUGACUUACUAAAGUUAUUCACUAGUUUUGAUAGACCUUGGUUUAUUCAUAAAAAUGCAAAAUGGAACAAAGUUGUUGAACCAGCAUUUGCAGAAAUUUUAACACAAAAUGGCUUUGGAUAUACUUUUAAUUUGAUGGAUCUAUCAGAGUUGCUUCAUGAGAAUACGAUUUCAAAGGAUUUUGGCUACAGCUACGAUACAAAUGACUCAAUCAAUUAUCCAUGGUCAACAAAAGCAGGUGUCGAUUUUGGUCUUGAAAUAAACUUUAAGAUGAACAAACUAUAUGAAGGUUGUCACGAUUAUGAUUCAUUUAUUAUUCAUCCAUCGAACGAGCUACCAAUAUGUUCAGAUAUAAUUAGAUUUGAAGACUUAGUCACAACUGAUGUUGUCAUAACUCCUGAAAUUAUCAAAACUGAUGAUGCACUUAAACGUCUCAAUGUUAAUGUCAGAAAAUGUUAUUUUGAUGAUGAACGGAAGUUGAAGUAUUUCAAAGUUUACACUCAAAGGAACUGUGAGCAGGAGUGCUUCACAGAGAUUAUUUAUUCAGAUUGCGGAUGUGUUCCUUUCUAUGCAAUCAGAAACUCAUCGACAACAAUCUGUGACUUUAAACGAUUUGUGGAAUGUGUCGAAAAAUACGAUGCAUUUUCGAAUUUUAAGAAAUACGAUUAUUUGUAUCCGACUCGAGGUGUUUGCAAGUGUUUGCCACUGUGUAAUUACGUUUCAUAUUCAUACGAUAUAUUUACAAGAGGAUACGCUACCAUUCAGAAUACAACAAUAGCUUUGAUGUGGAAGGAUGCUGAAUAUUAUGCAUUAAUCAGAUAUCAACAAUUUACAAUCGUGGAUUUUCUUGCUUAUGUUGGUGGAAUUUUAGGACUCUUUGCUGGCAUUUCUGCACUUUCAGUUGUUGAAUUUUUAUACUUUUUCACUUUGAGAUUAGCUACAGAUUUGUUGGAAAUUUAG
Messenger RNA from Chironomus riparius, 2982 nucleotides. Lineage: Eukaryota; Metazoa; Arthropoda; Insecta; Diptera; Chironomidae. The record is from the annotation of a GenBank genome assembly.